CCUGGAGUGGCCUGGAGGCUGGAGGAGCUUGCUUGCUCGAGGCCAGCUAGGGCGCCUUGCAAUGGAGGAGAAUGCUGGAGCAGGGGGCUGGGCCAGCACGAGCUCCAAUUCCCCCACUGAGAAGGAGGAACCCUCUCACACAGCGUAUCUUGUUGAAGAUAGUGAAAAUUUGGGGGUUGCAGGACAAGAAGGCCCCAAUGCAGCCAGCGAGUCUGCCGAGACGUCCGUGCUCUCUGGCAACCUUUUGAGCCUGACUGACUGGCAUCCUGGUGAAAGCAGUCCUCUCAAUGUAAAUCUCACGCGCUUCAAUCACGUUUAGGAACAAAUCAAGAAGAUGGGGCGCCCCCAUUGAUGAGGACUUCAUUUGAUGAGACUGCUGCAGUCUAUGAAGAGGCCAUCAGCAGAGCUGCCAUAUCUUUGGCAGCUGAGAAGUCCAUGAACCAAAUGGCAGCUGCAGACAAGAGACUCACCUCGUCAGGGGAUAGUCAAUCAGACGAUCAAGUUUCACCAGAGCCUUCUGCACCGCAGGGCUCGACACUAGAGCCCAGCAGAAAAGGCUUUCCUCUGGCUAAGCUCAUGCCCGUAAAUUCCCAACUAGGAAUUGGGGGUCAACUUCAACCACCAGGUGCAGGGGGGGUUAGUGCUCGGUUUCAGUCUCCAAUGAGUGAUGUCAGCAUGGACCUGGGGCAGUGGACGCAGGCUGCCAGUCUCGCAUGGCAGUGGACGAACACCAUCCGGAAAGAACUAGAGGCGGCUCAAUGCAGCAACGUGCAGCUCCAGGCGGAGGUGGCGAAGUUAAGGGAAGUUCAAAUCAUUGUAGGAGCUUGUGGGGCGAGCGGGGACUCUGAAGGGGCAGUGCGAGCAAUGCUGGCGCAAUGCAGAGAGGAGCUUGCCAAGGAAAAAGCUGCCAGCGAAAACCUGCGGCACUACUACGGCUGUGGAAGAGAGAAUUUGAAGGGGCCAGAAAGCGGGGCCCACAACACGGCAGAUUCGGAACCUUUGGAAAGGGCUCAGCGUGAGGUCACGGAGCUGAAAGCAACUAUUAAGAGGCAGGUCGAACAGAUUGCCCAGCUUACCUUACAGCUGGCAGAGGCUAAAGCGGAAACGGCGCUCCCCUCUGGCGGAGGGGUGGAGUUACGGGGGGAUCAACGAGGGGUGCCUGGGGGGCCAGCGGCGAGCGAGGUGGAUUUGUUGCGGGUACAGGUGGCCGCCCUGAAAGAGAUCGUGAGCAUCCAGGAGGAGGGGGUCCUCAGGAAGGCGCAACGAGGGGGGGGUGCGCUGAAAGAGGAUAAACCAGGACGGGAGCCCGACUUGGAAAAUAGAAACAUGGGUAAACAAAGCGAGUCUUCGGAACGGCAAGAUGCGGCGGGUGGUCCAUCUGAGAAGGACCCCAGUCAAGCAGACAUUGGCGGUUGCCGUGGGGACGAUGAUGUGGGGGGUGAAGAUGAGAAAACGGUGGGGGGCAUUCAGUAUGUGAAGGCGCUCCUGGGGCGGUGGCGGGAAGAGGUGUAUGCGUUGGUGCUGGAAAGCAAGGAGCGGGAGUGGGAGGUGGUUCGGGAGGCAGCGAAGGUUGGCCGGGAGUUGGACACAGAGAGGGGGCUGCGGGAAGAGAAGAACACCAGGUGCAAGGUCCUGGAGCAGCGCGCCAUCAGCCUGACGGCGGAGCUGCAGAUCCAGCGAGACGCUGCCGAGCGCGGCGCGCAGUCCCUCUCCACCUUGCAAAAAGAGCAUGCUACCGCAAAAGCCGCCCUCACCCAGGCUGACAGCGCGAUACGUUUGCUUUGGACGGCGGUGCAGCAGUGGCAGCGGAAAGAGGACGCGGGACUGCAGAAACUGGCGGAGAGUGAGAGACUGCUGGACGGAUUUGCGCGGCGGUUGCGGUUUGCGGAGGAGCGGCUGGUAUUCGGGCGGGAGUUGGGGCGGGGGAAACGGGAAGGGAGGGGGCGGGAAGCGGGAAACGCGGGUACAGAAGGGCCGAGUGUCAACCGGUCGGAGUUCAGUUUGCAAGGAGUGUUAGCCGUAGGGAGUAGCGGGCAGAGCCAUUUGCAACAUAAUAAAGAAGGGCAGGCGGUGACUGAGGUUCAACCAUGUAGGAUGAGGAUAGGGGACAGUGCAAUGCGGUUGACGGAAGGGGAGGCGAGCGGGCGGGAUCCAGGGAGAAUGACUGGAGUCAAAAAUCGAGAGAACGAAAUGUCUCGCACUGACUGCACAGUCACUGGCAGAAAGGUUGAAAGAGCGGAGUGGCCGCUGGUUGAACGGGGCCAGGUAGAGCAGAGCCGAGGGGACGCGCGGAGAAGCAUUGAAGGGGAGUCGGAACUCGAAGCGGAGGUCGAGCGAUUACAGCGGGAGAGGGCCAUGCUGGUGGGGCGGGUGCGGCAGCUGGAAGGCGGUGCCGAGCUGACGUCAUUGACAGCCAGACGCGAAGAACUGGAGGCGCAGUUGACGGGGUGCAGAGAAAGGGCCGACACGGCAGCAGAACGAGCAGCCAACUUGGAGGAGUUGCUGGCGUCCGCGAGGGCCAGCCUGGCACGGGAGGGUGAGACCGUGGAGCAACUGCAGUCGUCCAGCAAGAAGGCGUUAGCGCGUGAACUGCGGCGCGCUGAGGAGCAGGCACGUGCCGAUCUGGCGGCCGCGGCAGAGGCGCACGAAACCGAGUCUGCGGCACUGCGGGCUCGCGUGGCGGCGCUCGAGAGGGAGAAUGCGAAAGCGGCGGUGAACCUGAGGCAGCUGGAGCGGCAGGCGGCGCAGGUCAAGGAGCAGAAGACGCACGAGCGGGAUGCGCGCAUCAGCGAGCUGGAGUGUCGGUUGGAGCGGCAGGACGCGGACCUGCGCAGCGUGCGGCGCGAGCGCAGCGUGCUACUGGCACAGCUGCGCAAACUAGAGCGGGACGCGCACGCGCGGAAGCGCGGCAUCGGGGAGGGGGGGCUGCACGCGGAGGUGGUGCGCACGCCGGCCCCGCGCAGCGAGCGGAAGCCGCUCGUUGAAAGCGAGCGGAACGGCGCUGUGGGCGGAACCCGGGGGGGAUCCCCCGGCGAAUAUGGCUGGCCGGCGAAGAAGUCGCUUUUGACAGUUGCAGCAGGUGUAGCGAUGAGCAAGCAGGUGGGUAGCCCGGGGCUUGACGGAGGCCUUAAAGAGAGCUUUGCUGAGAGCUCUGAAGAGGGCUCUGAAAAGGAUAGGGAGUUGGAGUCGUUGUUCCUGGGGGGCAAGCGGCCGCUUAACAUGAAAGAGACGGGCGGCGUUGGUUUGAAUGACCCGGGGAUUACCACGCCGCCACAUAAGGAGGAAGAGAGUCUGGAGACACCCGGAGGCCCUGCUCAGCGGAGGAGGGUGUCCGAGGUGCUCGACGAAAGCGGGCACGAUCUGAUGCUCCGCUUGAACAAGUUAGCGCAGUUGAGCAAUGCUAUAUUAGAUGGGUCCGUAGGUCAGUAAUCCAGCUCUACAUCUCGUGAAGCAGUAAAUGCUGCCGAAAGGUUGGGCUGAGUUCUUGGAGUGGAGUUAUACUCGGCACAAGAGCAGUGUCGGACUAUCUCUGCAUGAUGUGGCCGAACAUAUUGUUUCGUGUCUCGGACUUUCGCGGAUGCCCACACGUGAGUAUACGUACUGCAGAUGGUUGACACGGCGCUCUGACAGUUGCGCAGAAAGAUCUUUCUUGUAACAGUAGCUGCCAACCCGGAUGUUACCUACCCUACUUCUGUGAAUUGUUUG
Klebsormidium nitens is the source of this 3705-nucleotide messenger RNA. Lineage: Eukaryota; Viridiplantae; Streptophyta; Klebsormidiophyceae; Klebsormidiales; Klebsormidiaceae. The record is from the annotation of a GenBank genome assembly.